Poecilia latipinna (sailfin molly) is the source of this 2964-nucleotide messenger RNA. RefSeq names its product gamma-glutamyltransferase 5b (gene ggt5b). Gene Ontology annotation, cellular component: plasma membrane. The transcript is spliced from 12 exons. Gene Ontology annotation, molecular function: leukotriene-C(4) hydrolase activity; glutathione gamma-glutamate hydrolase. Gene Ontology annotation, biological process: inflammatory response; leukotriene D4 biosynthetic process; glutathione catabolic process. Lineage: Eukaryota; Metazoa; Chordata; Actinopteri; Cyprinodontiformes; Poeciliidae. Bases 106 to 1788 code for a protein of 560 amino acids. The record is from RefSeq and is a predicted model, not a curated record.
GUUCAUGCUUUGGAUAAUACGGAUUUGAUUGUGCGUCUGUGCGCACUUCAUCGAGCGCAGGCGAACUUGUCUGUGAAAGUUUUACCCACUCACACACAAAGCGCAAUGGCCAAACGUAAGCCCUGGCUGACGGCAUGUUGCGUCCUCCUUAUUGUGAUUUGCGCUGUUGCUCUUGUGAGCCUGUGCAUCUCCACGCUUCUUGGUGCGGGUUGCUCCGGCGGCAGAUUCAGACAUGCGGCUGUUUCGGCAGACUCGCAACUUUGCUCUGAGAUCGGAAAGAACAUGCUUCUCCAGGGCGGCUCGGCAGUAGAUGGCGCCAUUGCAGCUCUCCUCUGCACAUCUGUGGUCAACCCUCAGAGCAUGGGAAUAGGAGGAGGCUCCAUUGUGGUUGUCAGAAAUAAAACAGGCAAUGUUAAAGUUUACAACUUCAGAGAGUCAACCCCACAGUCAUUCAAACCUUCUCUGUUAGAAGACUGUCCCACUAAAUUCGGACUGUCCGCAGGUAGUCAGUGGAUUGGCGUUCCCGGGGAGCUGCUGGGCUACGAAGCCCUGCACAGAGAGUACGGGAAGUUGUCCUGGUCCAAACUGUUUGAGCCAACCAUUAAACUGGCCAGGGAAGGAAUCCCCUUGCCACCAUACCUGGCUCGCUUUAUGACCCACAAGAUAGUGAAGGCGUAUGUGGAAACGUCAUCUCUGUGCGAAGUCUUUUGCAACAAGAACAAAACGAUCCUGAGAAUGGGCGACACCCUGCAGUUUUCUAAACUUGCAGAAACCUUGGAAAUCGUUGCAAAGGAAGGAGCAAAGAAAGCCUUUUACACUGGCAGGAUUGGACUUGACUUAAUCCAAGACAUUAAAGACGCAGAUGGAACAUUAACAAUGGACGAUCUGAAGUCUUACAGGGUGCGGGUUGACAGUCCAUGGACAGUUUCUCUGGGAAAUCAUAAGAUGCACAUCGCUCCGCCGCCUUCCGGGGGGCCGCUUCUAGCUUUCAUUCUCAGAAUCAUGAAAGGGUUCUCGUUAACGCCAGACUCUCUGGUUGGUGAAAAGAAGAUUCAGAUGUACCAUCGUUACAUAGAGGCAGCUAAAUUUGCUAACGGACAAAAGAGGAACAUUCGAGAUCCUGUCUACAGUAGCAGCAAGAUUGCUGAUCACUUAAUUGAUCCUUUGUUCGCUGAUCGCAUAGCGAGGCUGAUAUCCUCGAAUAGCACACAUGAUAACUCCUAUUAUCUCAACCACAAGCCUUCGCCUGAUAACUUUGGAACGACUCACGUUUCUGUCAUUGAUGCGGACGGACUCGCAGUCUCGGCCACCAGCACCAUAAACCAGCUGUUUGGAGGAGCCGUCUACUCUCCACGAACGGGGAUCAUCCUCAACAACGAGCUUGCCGACUUUUGUGGGAGAGUCGAUUCAAUAAGGAGAGGUGAACAGCCGCCGUCCUCGAUGACUCCUCUUAUACUGGAGAAAGAAUCUGGAGGGAUCCUUGUGAUGGGAGGGUCAGGAGGAAGUCUGAUCACCACAUCAGUGGCCUUGUCUCUAAUAAACCGCCUCUGGCUGGGGAUGAGCUUAAAAGACUCUAUUGCUGCUCCUAUAAUCUUCGUCAAUUCAAAGAACGAUGUGAAUUUUGAACCAGGAUUCGAUCAGUCCGUCAUAAAAGGCCUUACGCAUCUUGGACACAAACCUGGGAACUGGUCGUUCUUUUUAAAUGUGGUCAACGCCUUGGAGAAGGAGGACGGCUGCAUAGCGGCAGUGUCGGACAGCAGGAAGCUGGGAAUGUCAGCUGGAUACUGAUCAUGAGGAUCAGGCGUAACCGUCCACAAACCUAUUUUCUUGGACUAACUGAGCCUUUAGGAUUCAUACCGGUGAAUGUGGUGCAGCUCUGAAAAACAGAAUGUGAAUGAUGCUGUCUUUUUAUAUUUUGUUUGCCUUUUAGGAAGAAAUAUGAAUGCUCAAAAGUUGAGAUCAUUUAAUCCACCUUGAGAGAUAAAAAGCUGGUAACGAACUCCACCUUUUGAUUUUAAAAAGUGACUGAAUGUAGGCACACAUCUGUAAAGUAUUAGUCCAAUGCUAUAUAAAAGUAAAGAAAAUGAAUCACGACCAUGAACAUAUUUUAGAUGAAGACAGAUACAGAUUAUAAAUGAAUACUGUAUAUCCAUCCAACACAUUCUUCUUUUUGUUUGUUUGUUUUUACAUAUAUGUUGCCUUGUGCGGCUACAGAACUGUGCAGAAGUUUUAAACCUAUCCAAUAUAAGCAAAUAAGAAGCAAAGAUUUGACACAGAAUGAUGUUUAAUUGAUGCACUUUGGGAGAGAGAUUACAUUGGGUUCAUGCCUCACUGGUAUUUUCUCAGAUUCAAAUAGGACUGGGUCUCUGUUUCAGGUUGCCUUUAGGCCUAAAGUGCCUAAAGAAACCAGUUUCAGUUUGUUUUAUUUUGUCUGUCACAUGAGACAAAACUUGCUCAGUGUACAAGUUUUGCAAAACAGUACCAGCAACCCAAAAGAAAAAGCACAAACUAGUCUGAAAAUGAUUGUAGGAAGCAGCUAAAGUCCGAAGAAAUAAACUGAACAAUCUUCACAACGUCUUGAAUCAAAAACAAUUUUCCUCCUGGUGGUUUGAGACUUUUGCACAGUGCUGCACUAGUGUUUAGAAACAGUAAUGUUGAGAUGCAUUUUCUAAAGAGCACUGCUACCCUUGUUCUCAUGAAAUGGGUAUAAAAGUUUCUGAAAGACUGACUUUGCAGUCGACAUUUAUCACUUUGCACUGUUGACCCAUAUUUACUCUGUUACAUGUAGCAACAUAAAUGUGUUUUUUUUUCUAUCUGAACUAGUCGAUUUGUUGGUCUUUGCUACGACAUGUGAGCCAGUUAGCCUCUUAAAAAGACACUAAAACCUUUUACUGUGACUUUUAGCAUCUUACUGUAUCUGAGAGCCUUAUGUUUCCAAUGUUUUAGAUUCAAUAUGCUGUAAAA